GGCCCCGCCCCAGCCCCGCCCCCCGCGCGCCCUCGCGCCGCGCCUGGAGCCAUUCAUAAUCCCGGCGCACAACAAAGGGGCGCGGGGGGCUCGGGGGUCCGGCCGGGCUCCGGCAGCGCCGGGGAGCCCAUGGGGCUGGCGUGCGAGGCCCGGGCGCCACCGAGAGGUGGACGCGGGACACGGGCAGGCGCCGGCCAGGAGAGGCGCGGCGGGGGCGGUGAGCGGCCCCCGCACCGGAGGAGGCCGCGGCGGGAGGUGACUGCCCGCGGGGCCGGGCGGGAGCUGGAACCCCCGGAGCCGAGUGACGCCGGGACACAGAGGCGGAAAGGGCGGGGGGGACACGCACAGUCACCCGUGGCCGGUCACACCCGCCCGGUCGCACGCACCCGCCCGGUCACCCUCCCGGUGACGCCGUUACAGCUGCGGGGAACUGUCCCGAUGAGGGGUUGAGCCCCCUGUACCCCCCAGCACGCUCUUGCCCCCCCAGUCCCCCAGCUGGAACCUCCACCCCAGAGGCCCCAGCCCCGCCUGCCGGCUCCCGGGGAGUGGAAGGGACACCCCGCAGCCCCGGGGCCCCGUCCCGGCACCGGGGGGGGGGGGGGUGGGGGGGGCUAUGAGUCAGCAAAGCGCGGGCGCCCUCUGCCGGUCCCGCUGCGCCUCCUGCGCCCGGGGGGGCCGCGGGGGCCGCACCGGCGGCGCGCCGGGGAGCCCUUACCGAGACACCGGGUGGCCUUUACCGAGCGACCAGGCGGCCCGGCCGCGGUGCGCCCCAGAACCGCUGCUCGCCCACCGGGAUGGAAAGCCCCUGCCCGGGCAGCCCUCCCCGCCCCCCCCCCCCAGAACGCCGGGUCUUGGGAGCGAGGAGCCGCUCCCCGGGACGCGGCGGGAGCGGCGGGGUUCCGACAGCUGGAACGAGGACAACCGAUCCCGCUCCCGUUCCCCGGAGGCAGGCAAAGCUCCAGGUGACCGAGGAUACGGAGGAUCUCUGAGGACAAUGCCCUGGCACACCAAGACACAAAGCAGCUGGAGUGGGGAUCUGGCGACCAGUCCACAGUAGGGAGACCCGACCCGUGAAGCUGCAGCGCCGUGGCCCGGCAGGAGCCAAGGGGGACUCUCUGAAUCCCCAAAAUUCUGCUGCUGUGUCCCUACCCUGGGGUGUGUGCAGAUGGCUGGGUGGGAGCGAGGCCACUGGUGCAAGGCAGAGAGCCGGGCUGGAAGGGAGCCUUUGUUGCACAGCCCACGGCCCCCCGCCUGCCCCAGCCCCCUCCAAGCUCUGGGGGGAGAUGAGCUCAGGCAGCUCCGACUCCGGCUCCUGCCAUUGUUGUCCCUGGGAGAGGGGCCGGGGCAGGGAUGCGCCAUUGUUCUCCCUGGGCCUGGGAAGCCGCCCCUAGGGGGGCCACAUCUCCAGCUGGCUGUGCGGGGUGAGGCCCUGGAGCAGCGAGGAGAGGGGACAGCCAGGGCCACAGGUUUGGGUUUGGCCCCGCCACAGCUCAGGCUUGUGCACCGGGAGGGGCCAUGGUGGGGACAAGGUGUCACACCAGAGCCACUCCUGCAGGGAGCAGGGUCUGGCCGCCAGCUCCCAGCCCUGAUCUGUGGGGAGGGACAAGGGGACAUUGUGGCCAGGGCUGGGAGUGUAGCCUGCUUGGGUUCUUUGGCAAAGCAGCCAUGCCCCAAGGGCAGGGCAUCUCCCCACAUCCUGGCAGCCCUGAAGAGCCCCUUUCCCAGUUGCCACUCUCCUCACACGGCUCCAUCUCCUUCCUGGGAGGAAGCUCAUCUCCUCCAGUAAUCCCAUGAUUCCAGGAGCUGGUGCUUUAGGAAGUGUGUGCACAUUUCAGUAUGGUUGAAGGUAUCUGGAACCUCCAGAGACACAAGCUGGGAGAUCCCAGGAUUCCCAGCAGCCUGGAUUUUGUGUGUUUAGUUUAUUGUGUUGCCCUGGGAAUAAAUCGUUAAAGAUUACAGGCAGACUUGGGCAUAAUUGCCGCA
This is a messenger RNA of Vidua macroura (Pin-tailed whydah), 1983 nucleotides long. RefSeq names its product putative cuticle collagen 99. The record is from RefSeq and is a predicted model, not a curated record. Bases 614 to 1057 code for a protein of 147 amino acids. Lineage: Eukaryota; Metazoa; Chordata; Aves; Passeriformes; Viduidae. The transcript has 2 exons.